Molecule: messenger RNA, 2611 nt
Organism: Nematostella vectensis (starlet sea anemone)
Lineage: Eukaryota; Metazoa; Cnidaria; Anthozoa; Actiniaria; Edwardsiidae
Product: heparanase
Exons: 8
Coding region: 697-2280 (527 amino acids)
Cellular component (GO): extracellular matrix; membrane
Molecular function (GO): hydrolase activity, acting on glycosyl bonds
Source: RefSeq, a predicted model, not a curated record
GCGUUAUUUGUGUUUUGAAAAUCAGUCCGUGAUACAAGGAACCUAUAGCCAUUGUUUUGCUUGCUUGUUCGUUUGUUUGUCUUUGUUUAUUUGCUUGUUAGGCUAAGUUCAAACGAGGCUCGAGUUUAGAUCCUAAAAAGUAAAGUCAAGCAUCUGCGGUACCUCGACCUUGUUUUGCUUGCUUGUUCGUUUGUUUGUCUUUGUUUAUUUGCUUGUUAGGCUAAGUUCAAACGAGGCUCGAGUUUAGAUCCUAAAAGGUAAAGUCAUCUGCGGUACCUCGAGGGCCUUUUCCGCUCCCCUAGGCUGCGUUACAGAGGGUGAAGAGCAUGAUCGCGCGAAUAAUCCGGAAGGCCACGCAGGCUUCCCUCCCCUUCGCUUACCAAACACUAACCCUGUCCCCUAAACACUUUCUUUAAUUCGGAGCCGAAUCCUAACCCAACCCCAUAAUGCACCAUGGCGUUGGGUUUAGGGCUGGUGCUACGGCUUGGGCGUUGAAAUAGGAUUCAAGGGUAGAAUAUGUAUUGUGUGAUGUGGCCGCAGAUAUGCGUAGAAAUGAAUGCGCUGAAAAAGAUAGGAACAAAUCAUUGAACUUGCACCCAGCGUAACGCAAUACCCGAUCAUUGUAAAACACGUCAUGCUCGAUUUCCUAUAGUCUGCUUAGCAGCCGCUCUUAGUGUCACACAAGCCUUUCCACAGAUGUCCUUGGUACAUUCGCGAAGCUCAGCCAUAGCAAUGACUGGAAUUACCCCUGUGCUUUGCCUUGUGCUUGCACUUCUAUCAAUAUCGCAGAGCUUCCACAAUAGCUCGACUCCCCAGCGAGAUGUAAUAGUCAACACGGAUAAACCACUCCAUUCAGUUGACAGAAGGUUCCUAUCUGUGGCCAUCGACGUUCAUUUGAUUCGUAAUAAAUGGCACUAUUUCGAUACGUCGUCCGUCCGAGUCCAAACCUUGGCCAGGGGGCUAUCUCCCGCUAUUCUACGCAUUGGCGGCACUGACGGGGACUUUGCCAUCUUUCAAGAGACGGAUGAAAAUGCCCUCCAUGGAGAUCCUUUAUCUACAAACAGGAAACCGCUGGCGUUUGAUGAUUUGGGUCUAGAGCAUCCUUCAAAAUUUCGAUCAAAUUUUAAUAUCACGCCUGCCGAUGUAGAUAAGUUGCGUGACUUUGCGGUGAGCGCGGGUUUUGAUGUGUAUUUUGGACUGAACGUUGCGCUUCGUAGCAAAGACGGGACGUGGAAUUACACCAACCCUAUUGAGCUUGUCAAGUAUGCUACAAGAAAAGCCUACAAUUUCUCGUGGGAGCUUGGAAACGAGCCGAUGGAUCUCGCCAAAUUUGGUCAUCCUGUGGAUGCUUUCGAACUUGGAAAAUCGUUCCAGACCUUGAGAGAAAUCCUCGACCAUUCUCGUCUGGGGGGGAACUUGGUCGGACCCGAUAUAACAAGCAUUUCAAAGAGAAAGAAAACAGACUACCUCAGCGGGUUUCUAGAUGUCGCCGGUCACGCCAUACAAGCUGUCACGUGGCACCAAUACUACAUGAACGGGAAGAAUUGUUCGAUAGAAGAUUUUUACAACCCUGAUGUCCUCGAUGCCAUGAUAAGGGAGGCGAGCAUAUUAAACGACAUCGUGUCCCAGCAUGCUCCCGGGAAGCGGGGCUGGAUGGGCGAGACUAGCAGUGCGUAUGGCGGAGGGGCGACUAACAUGUCCGACAGAUACGUGGCGGGGUUCACGUGGCUGGACAAGUUAGGGAUUGCUGCAAUGCUUCAACAAGAUGUAGUCAUAAGGCAGACUUUUUUCGGUGGUCGUUAUGGCCUUCUUACCUUAGACCUUCUCCCUACCCCGGAUUAUUGGCUGUCGCUACUGUACAAGCGUUUAGUGGGUCAGCGGGUACUCGACGUGCAAGAUGCGCAAAAGGAAGGAAGGAUGACACGGGUCUAUGCUCAUUGUACCAAUACUCAGAACACAAAUUACAAUGCAAGCGCCGUCACCAUCAUCGCUCUUAACAUAAACACGGAGACAGCCGUUACGUUGCGCAUGACCGGAUCCCUUCAGGGUCUAGACGCUGACCAGUUCUUACUGACCCCUACGAAUGGGGAUCUCCAGUCAUCAGAUGUCGAGCUAAACGGCGAAGUUCUCAAGCUUGUAGAUGAUCACACCCUGCCCAGUCUCUCUCCGCGUCGCGUCGCUCACGAUAACAUAGUAGUGCCUCCACUGUCAUUCGGAUUUUUUGUCGUCCCCAUGGCAACGGCGCAUGCGUGCACGCAGUCCCAUGACAUGACGUCAUGAAGUGGUAACUGAUGGAUUUUUUUCUGUAAUAAUGUCUUCAGUUGUCAAGUCAUACGUACCGCAACCUUAGAAAGAAUUUAGAGAGUUGUUACUUUAAGUGGAAAGUAUUGACCCUGAUCCAAUAGAACAAAAUACGGCCUUUUACUCCAUACUCAGAACCUCUGUAUAAGUCAGUGUAGGUUAAUUUAUACUUUUUGCAACUGAUAAAUAGGUUAAAAAAUACUUUUUGCAACUGAUAAAUUAUUAUAUACAAUAAUCAAUUUAUGCUACGUCUAUAUCAGAAACUAGCACUUUUAAAAGAGUCUUACAAUAAAUAUAAAUUUGUAUUGUA